Messenger RNA from Punctularia strigosozonata HHB-11173 SS5, 1112 nucleotides. RefSeq names its product NAD(P)-binding protein. Bases 100 to 993 code for a protein of 297 amino acids. The record is from RefSeq and is a predicted model, not a curated record. Lineage: Eukaryota; Fungi; Basidiomycota; Agaricomycetes; Corticiales; Punctulariaceae. The transcript has 4 exons.
CGUUCUCAUAGCUUUCACAGGACCGCGGUUCUAUGGCUCAGUCAGCAUGAUAUACAAGUAGCUGUACGCCAGCCAUUCCAACUCGAUCUCAUCUUCAACAUGGCUCCCCGCGUAUGGCUCAUCACUGGCAGCUCUGUCGGUUUUGGUCGCUUGCUGACAGAGUUGGUGCUUUCGAAAGGAGAAAUCGUCGUCGCGACGCUCCGCAAGCCGGAAAUCCUGGCCGAUCUUGCGGCCAAAUAUCCGCCGUCGCAGCUCCUUGUCGUUAAAUUGGAUGUCACCAACGAGGAAGAUGUCGAUGCUGCGUUCGCGAAGGUGAAAGAAACGUUCGGCCGCCUCGACAUUGUGGUCAAUAACGCCGGUUAUGGACUUCUCGCCGAGAUCGAGGGGACACCGCUUAAUCUUGCUCGUACCAUGUUCGAGGUCAACUUCUGGGGCGCCGCCAACAUCGCACGCAGGGCGGUUGAGUUCUUCCGCGAUGUAAACAAGCCGCAGGGUGGUCGCCUCCUGCACCUCACCUCGAUCGUCGCCCUCCAGUCGCAGCCCGGGAACGGAUACUACAGCGCUAGCAAGUGCGCGUCCGAUGGGCUGAUCGAGGCAUUCGCAAAGGAGAUCGAUCCGUCGUGGAACAUCAAACUCACGCUCAUCGAACCAGGCGCGUUCCAGACUCGCGGCACAAGCCCAGAGUCUCUUGUCUCCGCACCCCAGCACCCGGCGUACACGUUCCCUGGCUCCAUUACGAAGGCAGUGCGCGACUACGUGCCAGUAGCGACCUUGCCUGGUGAUGCAGAGAAGCUCGUUCACGCACUCUACGCGAUCGCGAAUGAGAAGGACACCCCGCUGCGUGUGCCCCUCGGCGACGACGCCGUGAACGCAGCACUUUCGAAGGCGAAGAGCCUCAAGGCAGACGCUGAGCGAGUGCAGAAGGCGGAGUAUGCGCAGGACCUCCUCCUUGACACUCCAGGUGGAACGGAGCCCCCGGGCUGGCGUCAGUAAGCGGCUCGCGGUAAAGAAGGGCCCAGAUGGCGCAAUCAGAUGACGCGCUUCCAUGUAAUUGUCAGAAAGUGUUCGAUUCGCUGGAAAACGAGCAUGCCUUACCAGCCAAGCUAUCUCUU